Messenger RNA from Rhagoletis zephyria (snowberry fruit fly), 3288 nucleotides. The record is from RefSeq and is a predicted model, not a curated record. NCBI's taxonomy places the organism in Eukaryota, Metazoa, Arthropoda, Insecta, Diptera, Tephritidae.
AUGGACGAAUCUUUGAACCCGAUUUCCAGUCAAAACACCGACUUUGCAAUUCCCUUUAACUCGACAUCUGUGCUGGAUGGAACAAUGCCUGAUCUGCUUGAUUCAACGAUUCCAAACAGUCAACAUGAACUGACUAAAAGUCACGCUGAACUGCAAGAGUUUAUCCGAAAUGAACAAGUGGUCGGUUUAAUUGAAGAAGUGCUGGACAAUAUUGAAAGCAAGUUCAUUGAUGAUCCAGUUACUUUACUACAAAGUCUAGUGCAAGACGAAGAAAGGAAAGAAAACAUCGAAACAAUUGCUUCUACUGAAGUCACUGCUUCUGAUGAUGAAAUCACUGAUCAACAUGAGAAAAAGAACGAAAACAUCGAAUCAAUUUCAGCUGCAGAAGUCAUUACUGAUGGCGAUGAAAACAAUGAUCUUGAUGAAAGUUAUCUCUACGUCGACGAAAGCUUGAGCAAGUGCAUGAAACGCCAGAUGAACGAGUCCAUCAUGUCUGUUGGUGAUCCAAUGUUUACGGAAAGUAGAAAGCUGAAACAUCAACAAAGUUUUCUGGAGUGCACUGGUUCUUCUAAUGACACACAUUCAAUGUCAAUUUCAGCGGGCAAUUAUAGUCUGUCCAAUCUAGUGGAAGACAUGGAAAAUAGAAGUCGCCAAAAGGAGCUUCAAAACUAUGAGCAAACAAUUGCUUUUCUCCAAGCAGAAAAUAUUGAAUUUGAGAAAGAACGGGCCCAGCUGAAAUCCAAGCUUGAAGCAGAACGGAAAGAAAAAGAAAGCGUUCAGCAAAAGCUGAGUUUUUUUGAAGAGAAUCAGAUGAGUUUGCAGAAGACAAUCAAUUCUUUGGAGGAAAGAUAUGAACAUCUUAAAAAGGAAAGGAUUAACCUUGAAGAAGCGCUUUCAAUGGCUCAGAAAAAUUGGCAACUAGAAGCAAAAGAAAGGCAAUCUCUUUCUCGCAGUUAUGAGCAGGCAGUUGCCCAUCGUCAAAUGGAAAAGCUUGAAUCUGAAAAGGCACUUGCUCAAUUGAACUCUAAGUUUGAAAAUGAACAGAAAGACAAAGAAAGCGUACAGCAAAAGCUGAGUGCUUUUGAAGAGAAUCAGAUGAGUUUGCAAGAGACAAUCAAAUCUCUUCAGGAAAACCAUGAACGUCUAAAAGAGGAAAAGAUUCAUCUUGAGACGGAACUUUCAAAGUCGAAAGAAUAUCUGCAAUCAGAAACAAACGAAAAGCAAAUUCUCUCUCGAAACUAUGAGCAAACUAUUGCCAAUUUUCAAGCAGAAAAACUGGAGUUUGAAAAGGCACUAACCCAAUUGGAAUCCAAGCUGGAAGCCGAACAGAAAGACAAAGAAAGCGUACAGCAAAAGCUGAGUGUUUUUGAAGAGAAUCAGAUGAGUUUGCAGGAGACAAUCAAAUCUCUUCAGGAAAACCAUGAACGUCUAAAAGAGGAAAAGAUUAAUCUUGAAGAAGCGCUUUCAAAGUCAAAAGAUCAUCUUCAGUCAGAAGCCAAAGAAAAGCAAACUUUGUCUCAAAAUUAUGAGCAAACAAUUGCCCUUCACCAAGCGGAAAAGAUUGAAUUUGAGAAAGCACUGGCCCAGCUGGAAUUCAAGCUUGAAGCUGAACGGAAUGACAAAGUAAGCGAACAGCAAAAGCUGAGGGCUCUUGAAGAGAAUCAGAAAAGUUUGCAGGUGACAAUCAAAUCUCUUCAGGAAAACCAUGAACGUCUAAAAGAGGAAAAGGUUAACCUUGAAGUAGAGCUUUCAAUGGCACAGAAAAAUCUGCAAACAGAGGCAAAUGAAAGGAAAUCUCUUUCUCAAAGUUCUGAGCGAAAAGUUGCCAAUCUUCAAGCGGAAAAACUGGAGUUUGAAAGGGCGCUAACCCAACUGGAAUCUAAGCUGGAAGCUGUGCGGAAAGACAAAGAAAGCAUACAGCAAAAGCUGAGUACUUUUGAAGAGAAUCAGAUGAGUUUGCAGGAGACAAUCAAAUCUCUUCAGGAAAACCAUGAACGUCUAAAAGAGGAAAAGAUUAAUCUUGAAGAAGCGCUUUCAAAGUCAAAAGAUCAUCUUCAGUCAGAAGCCAAAGAAAAGCAAACUUUGUCUCAAAAUUAUGAGCAAACAAUUGCCCUUCACCAAGCAGAAAAGAUUGAAUUUGAGAAAGCACUGGCCCAGCUGGAAUUUAAGCUUGAAGCUGAACGGAAUGACAAAGUAAGCAAACAGCAAAUGCUGAGGGCUUUUGAAGAGAAUCAGAAAAGUUUGCAGGAGACAAUCAAUUCUUUGGAGGAAAGAUAUGAACAUCUUAAAAAGGAAAGGAUUAACCUUGAAGAAGCGCUUUCAAUGGCUCAGAAAAAUUGGCAACUAGAAGCAAAAGAAAGGCAAUCUCUUUCUCGCAGUUAUGAGCAGUACGAGGAGCUGGCGAUGAUCGGCUCGGGAGCCUAUGGAACGGUGUUCAAGGCGCGAGACCGCAACAAUGACGGCCAGAUGGUGGCGCUGAAGAAGGUGCGCGUUCCCCUAGUCGAAACCGGCGUUCCUAUCAGUAUUCUCAGAGAGGUUGCUCUGCUCCGGCAGCUGCAAUCAUUUGAUCAUCCAAAUGUAGUCAAACUACUGGACAUUUGUCACGGUCAUAGUUCGCAACAGGACAAGCAAUUUAUUUUAUUUUUGGUUUUCGAGCACGUCGAACAAGAUCUGUGCACCUACCUCCAGAACUGCCCUUCCCCUGGUCUGGGUCCUGAGAUUAUAAAGGACUUGAUGUUUCAAAUACUGACCGGGGUGUACUUUCUGCACUCCAAUCGAAUCGUCCAUCGAGAUCUGAAGCCGGCGAACAUUCUGGUGACCAGCACUGGCCGCAUCAAGGUGGCCGACUUUGGCCUGGCCCGAAUCUACGCGCAAUCGGCAAAGUUCACCGCAGUGGUGGUCACCCUGUGGUACCGUGCUCCCGAGGUGCUGCUCCAGUCCAGCUACUGCAGUGCGGUGGACAUCUGGGCGAUUGGCUGCAUCUUCGCCGAGCUGUACCGUCGAAAGCCGCUCUUCUGUGGACAGUCGGAGAAUGACCAGCUCUUCAAGAUCUUCGACACCAUUGGCUCUCCGCUAAAGUCCGAGUGGCCGAGAGACUUGUCCGUUCCGUGGGAGAACUUUUCCAACUUUAAAAGACGCGACCUGAAAAGUAUUAUGAAGGACCUCUGCACCAAUGGACAGGAGCUUUUUGAGAAAAUGCUAACUUUCAACCCGGAUAAGCGAAUCAGCGCAAAGAAAGCCCUGGAACACGAAUACUUCAAAGAGAUGCGCCAGCAACAGGUACCUUGA